UUAACCCCGUUAGAAACCCCUUACACGAAGUCGAGAUGCAGAGAUCGCGACGUUACGUCGCCGCCAUUUUGUUUCACCCGGAGUAAAGAAAUCAACGCGGAGAAGCACCGGGCGAGAAUAAUUUCCUUUUCCUGGAUUACCGUCAACGCUGCGAAUCUGCAUCGUGCACCUACGUUUAGAUUCGCAUGAUGUCUGCAGACAUGGCCACAGACCACGUAAACGGGAACGGCACGGAGGAACCGAUGGACACCACGGCCGAGGUGACCCGCUCGGAACACUUCCAGGCCCUGCUGGAGGCCGGUUUGCCCCAGAACGUGGCGGAGAAGCUGGAUGAACUUUACGUAGCAGGCUUAGUAGCACAUAGUGACCUAGACGAAAGAGCUCUUGAAGCUUUGAAAGAAUUCAACGAGGAGGGAGCCCUGCAAGUGCUGGUCCAGUUCAAAGAGAGCGAUCUGUCACACGUGCAAAACAAAAGUGCCUUUCUGUGUGGGGUGAUGAAGACCUACAGGCAGAGGGAGAAACAAGGGACUAAAGUUUCAGAUUCCACUAAAGGACCAGACGAAGCCAAAAUCAAGGACCUCCUGGACAGAACCGACUACACACUUGACGUAACAACAGGCCAGCGGAAGUAUGGCGGCCCCCCGCCAGAGUCUGUGUACUCGGGGGCCCAACCCAACAUCGGGACAGAGAUAUUUAUCGGGAAGAUUCCCCGCGACCUGUUUGAAGAUGAGCUGGUUCCUCUCUUUGAGAAGGCGGGGCCUAUCUGGGACCUGCGGCUAAUGAUGGACCCGCUCAGCGGCCUGAACCGGGGAUACGCCUUUGUCACCUUCUGCACCAAGGAAGCGGCCCAGGAGGCGGUGAAGUUGUGCAAUAAUCACGAGAUCCGCCCGGGCAAACACAUCGGGGUGUGUAUAUCAGUCGCCAACAACCGGCUAUUUGUGGGCUCCAUUCCCAAGAGUAAAACCAAGGAGCAGAUUGUCGAGGAGUUUGCUAAAGUCACAGAGGGCCUCAGUGACGUCAUACUGUACCAUCAACCCGACGACAAAAAGAAGAACCGGGGAUUCUGCUUCCUGGAGUACGAAGACCACAAGACGGCCGCUCAGGCUCGCCGCCGGCUGAUGAGCGGCAAGGUGAAGGUGUGGGGCAACGUGGUGACUGUGGAGUGGGCCGACCCCAUCGAGGACCCCGACCCGGAGGUCAUGGCCAAGGUGAAAGUUUUGUUCGUGAGAAAUCUCGCCAACGGCGUCACAGAGGAGCUGCUGGAGACGUCCUUCAGCGAGUUCGGGAAGCUGGAGCGGGUCAAGAAGCUCAAAGACUACGCCUUCAUCCACUUCGAGGAGCGGGACGGCGCGGUGAAGGCGCUGGAGGAGAUGAACGGGAAGGAGCUGGAGGGAGAAGCCAUCGAGAUCGUUUUCGCCAAACCGCCCGAUCAGAAGCGGAAGGAACGCAAAGCCCAGAGACAAGCGGCCAAAACAGUAAUGUACGAUGACUACUUCUACUACUCUCCCCCCUCCCACAUGCCGCCUCCGGUCAGAGGUCGGGGCCGAGGGGGCAACCGGGGCGGCUACUCGGCCUACCCCCCCGACUACUACGGGUACGAGGACUACUACGACUACUACGGCUACGACUAUCACAACUACCGCGGCGGCUACGACGACCCCUACUACGGCUAUGACGACUUCCAGGCGCCAAGCCGAGGGCGGGGCGGCAGCAGGGGCUCCCGGGGCGGAUCCUCUCCGGCCAGGGGCCGCGGCGGCGCCGGCGCACCCAGAGGCAGGUCCAACUUCUCCCAGCGGGGCGGGCCCGGACCGGGCCGCGGCGGGCGGGGAGCGAGAGGAGGCCUGCAGCCGAGAGGGAGAGGAGGGGUACGUGGUGCUCGGGGUGGCCGCGGUGGAAAUGUAGGAGGAAAGCGCAAAGCUGACGGGUACAACCAGCCAGAUUCCAAGCGUCGCCAGACCAAUAAUCAGAACUGGGGCUCUCAACCCAUUGCUCAGCAACCGCUUCAAGGGGGGGAUCAUUCCGGUAACUAUUCCGGUUACAAAUCCGACAACCAGGAAUUUUAUCAGGAUUCUUUUGGCCAGCAGUGGAAGUAAACCAGUAGGGCUUUGAUAACAAUAUACUGGUUUGUUGUUUUUUGUCUUUUUUUAUGUAGAGACUUGAUCCGAUUGGCUCCCAUACGGUUGCCGGCCUUUUUUUUUCUCUCUCCUCAAAAAUUGGUGACAUCUGGCAAGAUAUCUUUUUGUACAUAUUUUAAUAAUCCGCUUGGACACAAACCGUAGUCACACUCCCACUUGUUACUGGCGAACUGGUUUUCUUCAUCCCUCGAACACCCCCUUUUUAAAUUUUCUUUUUUAAAAAAAUAAAAAAAAAACCAAACAUACAAGAUGUUUGUUUUAAAAGGUUUUUUUAGGUGCGGAUAUGUGCUGGAGCGGAGUAUUUGGCUUUAGCUUUCUGUCUGUUUUUAGAUUCUGCUUUCCAUGUUUUAAGUAGCUAACGGCAACAAAGCAUAUGUCUCCUAAACUUGUAUUUAAAAACAAAUGGAAAUACAAUUUGUAUUGUCACAAAGUAAUGCGUGUCUUGUUAUUGGAAAGAAAAAAAGAAAAAGAAAAAAAAGGGCAAUCGUAGUCCUAUUUUUUGGCUUUACAUUUUGGCUUGUAUUCUUUGCUGUUUGUCUGCUUUAAUAAACAUACACGCACAAGUGUACAAAAAAACUUCAAAUUGUGUUGCAAAUUCAUGUUUCGGCAAAUUCUCUCUUCAAAUUGCCUUGAAAUUGAAAAGGCGUUCCUUGUGGAAGCAAACGGACUAAAGGUUUGCCAGUGUUGGCCACGUGCUACAGUGUCACCUCGCAUGCCCUCAAACCCUUUCUCCACAUCUCUCACCUGCUCUGUAUGUGUGGUGACAUACUUCAUCCUUUUUAGGAGUUUUCUCAUGUCCAAAAAACAAAUUGGUGUCCUAAAUUUACUGUCAAUGCAGCGUUAAUAGCCCCCGCCCCCUCUUUCCACCCCCUCCCAGUGAGUGCCAUUCAGCCUCCUUUUGUUAAAAGUUGGGGUGGGAAACAAAAAGCACAAUUUGAUUUGUUAAUGUCUCGGAAGCUUUUCCUGGUCCCAGAGGAUGUUCCUGGGUUUAAUCCGGCAUGUUGCUGCUGAGAGAGAACUGCCGCAUGACUCGCUUCCAUCCCCUCAUUCGUUUGCCCCCCCCCUCUGCCUGUCCGAUCAUGUCUCUUUCAACUGCUGCACCUCAAUUUAAUUCACUACCUUAUUUGUGGUCCACUUUUAAGAUGUGCAUGUUUAAAAUGGUGUGUGUGUGUCUCUUGUGUGUUUUAGAUGUGACAUGAUGCUGUUUUCCAGUUCUCUAAUUGCUUCCUUUUGUUACCUGACUAGCAGGAAAAAGGGGUCGAGGCCGGUCCUGACGCGUCGCUAUGAGGACUGACCAGCGUUUGGCAUCACACACACUCUGACGGCUGCCAAUUGGAUGGAAUGGUAAGGUCACCUGACUCAGUGGUCCAAUGGUACCAGCCUUUGUUUUUUUUUUUUUUUUUUAAGGAGCAGAUCUCGUUGAAAAACAGCACCAUGUUUGAAGAUAAACAGGAGAAAUUCUUGAGCUUGCUGUUUCUUUUUUUUAGAUCAAUAUAUUAUUUCCCCCCACACACACACACACACACACACACACACAAAAAGCCAUUUGAGUCUUCCUUAGAAGUUCAUGAUAGACCUCCUUCUGGAUAAGUCUGCUCUUUGAAUGCAGAUCUGCUUGAUGGACAAGAUGUGAUCUGUGACCCGACAUCCCAGCAGCGGGUUCUGUUAAGAACACACACGCACACACACACACACCACCGCGGGUCGUUAGCUACCUCACUGUGAAGGACUCGCCUGCUGUCCACUUUGUCCUUGAGAUACGCACAGCCAACAUCAACGGAGCACUUAAUGAGUUUUAGCUGUCGGCGGAGACCUGGUUGGUCGUCCUGAAAGUUGGCCUGCGGCGGCGUAUCAGGGUACAAGUACACGUACCAGGAUAAAUCUGUGGUUUAGUAUUCCGCCCACAAUGCCGCUGAUACGCUGUCGUAGGGUCCUGAUACAGGAGCUUCCCGUUGAUGUAGUUUACAGACGGAUGGUUUUGUAACACUUGUUUUUCUGUGAAUUGUCAAAAAAUGUCUGUAAACCUGCAGACGUGUUUUUGUCUUCCGCAAUGGGAAACUGUCUUUUUCGUUUUGUGGCCAUCGAUGUGAGAACGAUUGCAAAGUGAUGUCUCGGUCAGUCUGAACAAACAUCUGUGACGUCCUUUAUUUUAAUUGUAUUCUUUUUAUUUCUGCGUGUCAGCAUAUGUGGAAGAGCAUGAAUUUCCUUCCUGGUUUAUACGUUUUUCAGGAAUCAAACUAAAUAAUUCAUCGCUAAAGCAUGUUUCUACAUUUCAUGUUGUGCAUCGCCGUCGACUGAAAAAAAUGGAGUCCCAUCUUUUACCUAUCUGUGUACACUUUAUACUGAGGAUUAAGAAUGUUCAUUUCAAAUGUAAAGGAGCAAAUCCAUGCAACUAUUAAGUUUUGCAGCUGUCACAGAAAGGAUUAGCUAGAGGUAUUAUGACGAUUUUUAAAACUCAUAACGACGGCGUGGCUUUUUUUUUUUUUUUUGCAAAUACAGAUCAGUUCAAAUUCUUAAAUUCUUAGAAGUCAUUAUAGAUAUAUAAACAAGACAGUACAUACGUUCUAAAUGAUCAGUUUGACGUCAUUCUGUAUCUUUAUGUCAACACAUCCCACGAGGAGACAAAAACCCAGAACGUGUUGUUGCGUCUCGUACUUCCUGACUUCCCCACGCUGCUUUAGACUCCGGCAUUCUGGGAACUGUAGGAAAUUGAGUUGGAUUUCUCCUUUUAAACUUUUUUUUUUUUUUUUUGAAUUUUUUUUUUUUUUACUGGUUUUGUAAAAAAACAGAUUCAUAUUUUCUUUCUAGUAUUGACUCCGUUGGAUAACCAAUUUUAAAGGUCAAGAAGUAUGUGUGUGUAUUUGUAUACGUAUGUAUGUAUAUAUUUUUAUAUAUAUAUAUUUAUAUAAAUAUGUGUGUGUUUGUGUAUAAAAAUGUUUUGCUAACAAGUGUUUGCAUUCUUGCAAAUCAAUUGUUUUAUACUGUACAGUGAGGUAAGGUAAACCUAUUUUUCUAAUAAAGUUAUUGACUGAUA
Molecule: messenger RNA, 5169 nt
Organism: Gasterosteus aculeatus aculeatus (three-spined stickleback)
Lineage: Eukaryota; Metazoa; Chordata; Actinopteri; Perciformes; Gasterosteidae
Product: heterogeneous nuclear ribonucleoprotein Q
Molecular function (GO): RNA binding
Source: RefSeq, a predicted model, not a curated record